GUAUAUAACCACAUUUUAUUCAUGCUGCAUUUUAUCAGUAUUUUGUGAAAAAUGAUUAUAGACACUGAAAAAAAUCAAACAAAACAGAAGAGCAAGAAAAGGAAAGGUGUAGUUAGUUUCGAGGAGGAAAUUAUUAAUAGAGAAAAAGCAUCAGAAUUAUUAAGUAAUUUAUCGAAACCUGAACCAGUUACUGAACCUAUAGAAAACAGAGCAGCUAAACUUUCUAAAAAACAGAAAAGGAAACAUAAAGAAAAGAUAGAUAAGCAAAAUAUAAACGUUGUUUCUGAACUAACAAACAAUGAACAGGAUUUGAAAGAAGAAUUUAUUAAUGAAAAUAAAAGUAAAAAGAAGAAAGUGAAACUUGAACAAGUUACAUCUUCAAAUGAAAUUUUCAAUAAAAAUGGUAAAAAUGUCGAUCGGGAAGUUACAAAAUCGAAUGUGGAGUUGAACGAAAAUUCUGAAGUAUGUGUUCAGAAGGUCAAGAAUAAAAAGAAAAAGAAGGAUCAAGAAACAGAGAGUGAUGAAAACACAACUGAGUUAGUUGAUACUGAAGCAGUUAAUGAAGUUUCAAAAAACAUUACAAAUAGUGAACUAUCUAAACGAGCUAAAAAGAAAAAAAAACAUCUUGAACAAUUAGCUGCAAAAAAAUUGAAAACAUCCCUAGCAACGCAAGAAAAUGUCCUUAAUUAUUUAUCGAAAUGGAAACAUAGUAGGACUGAAUGGAAGUUUGAAAAACUCAAACAAAUAUGGUUAUCUCAAAAUCUUUUUGACUCUGCAAAGAUUCCUGAAGAAUUCUGGGAGACAGCUGUGGAAUAUUUUUCACAGUCAAGAGGAUUUAUCAAGAAACUCAUUUUGAGAGAAGCCAUGAAAAUAAUAGAAGAACAGGAUAAAGCAGAAGAAGAAAAUACAGAUGAAGACUACAUUAUUAAAGUGAAUAGAGCCCGUGGUAUUGUACAAACUUUACAAGAAUAAAUUAUAUGUAAUACAUGUUGUAAUAUAUAUUUUAUAUAAUGUGUUUCAUG
Diorhabda sublineata is the source of this 1022-nucleotide messenger RNA. RefSeq lists its product as uncharacterized. The coding region runs from base 52 to 972 and encodes 306 amino acids. The transcript has a single exon. The record is from RefSeq and is a predicted model, not a curated record. NCBI's taxonomy places the organism in Eukaryota, Metazoa, Arthropoda, Insecta, Coleoptera, Chrysomelidae.